AUGUAUCCGACAUCCGGACAAAAUAACGUCGAUGUGUGCGUAAAGAAAUCGUCGAGACAUUUGAAGCGUGCCAAAGUCGUAACGCCUUCGAAACAUGAGUUUUUGCAGGUUUUGCAAACUCAUGAAAAGGAGAGAACGAUCGCAUCUCAUGAAAUUUUUAAAUCGACAUGGCAAAAUAAUUUUUCUUCCCCAGUUGAAGAUUUGUUAAAUGCAGGUGGUGCAAAAGCUCUUGACGCUGUCUACCAUCCCGCCGCGUCUUGGUUAAUGGAUAUGGCAAAAGAAUAUAGCAAUUGUAAUUUCUUGCUCAUGGAGUUUGAUGAUAAAUUCUGGAAUGGUGGUCCUGAAGGAAUAGAUCCCUAUAUUGUAUACAAGGUUAGAAUUAAUAGCAACAUUCAACAUGAAGAAAUAAGAUUUUAUUUCGGAAUGCCUGGAAGAAUUGGUGAAUUGAUCAAUUCCCAUUAUUCCAGAUUAUUCAUAAGUUAUAAAAACCCCAUCGUUGAUUUUGUAGAUGAUUUAAGUUAUGAUGAUUAUGAUGAAAUGAUUGAAAAGGUUCUCGAAGAAUUUGAUGAGAAUCAUACUUCAAUUAAAACUAGUAGAGAUUAUGAACAUAAAAUUUAG
This is a messenger RNA of Funneliformis mosseae, 618 nucleotides long. Lineage: Eukaryota; Fungi; Glomeromycota; Glomeromycetes; Glomerales; Glomeraceae. The record is from the annotation of a GenBank genome assembly.